AUGAUCUCGUUAGAUACUUUUUACUUGGCCUACUACAUCAUUCACAUUCCCAUCACUAUCCUCAUCGACUCAUCCAUCAUUGUCCCCACCAAAUACCUCCUCCCGGUCUCACAGCAUAUCUUAGACUUCCACAUCUCCACCAACCACGACUUCUUGCUUGUUGAAAAGCCCCUCUGGUUCAAGAUUUCCGGGUUAUUGGAAUUGACUUUCCAAUUACCUUUAUUCUUCUACCUAGCAUGGUCACUCUGGAAUAACCGUAAGUCCAUUAACUACUAUGUGUUUUCAAUCAUCUACGGAUUCAAUGCUGCCUUCACUACAUUACUUUGCUUAGCUGCAGUCUACAACGAUGGGCCCGCAUUUGGAUUGACCUCACCUCAAAUCCUCAACUUGAUGGCCGUGUACUCACCUUAUUUGGGGAUACCUUUGUUAAUCCUUGUGGAAUCCACUCUCUCAUUAAAUAGAGAUUUCCGUAAGUAG
Scheffersomyces amazonensis is the source of this 477-nucleotide messenger RNA. RefSeq lists its product as uncharacterized. Gene Ontology annotation, cellular component: endoplasmic reticulum. The record is from RefSeq and is a predicted model, not a curated record. The coding region runs from base 1 to 477 and encodes 158 amino acids. NCBI's taxonomy places the organism in Eukaryota, Fungi, Ascomycota, Pichiomycetes, Serinales, Debaryomycetaceae. The transcript has a single exon.